AUGAAUUUCACCCUGCAGCGUGGGACACUCCAGCCUCUCCACUUCUGGAACCACAGCUAUGGAGCGCAUGGAGGUGCCGGCGAGCCGAACACCAAGGGCCACUCUUCGGGAGGCUGCUACGAGCAACUCUUUGUUUCCCCCGAAGUGUUUGUGACUCUGGGCAUCAUCAGCUUGCUGGAGAACAUCUUGGUCAUUGUGGCGAUAGCCAAGAACAAGAACCUCCAUUCGCCCAUGUACUUCUUCAUCUGUAGCUUGGCAGUGGCGGACAUGCUAGUGAGUGUAUCCAAUGGAUCAGAAACUAUCGUCAUCACGCUGCUAAACAACACAGACACAGAUGCACAGAGCUUUACCAUAAACAUUGACAAUGUCAUUGACUCAGUGAUUUGCAGUUCCCUGCUUGCAUCAAUUUGCAGUCUCCUCUCAAUAGCAGUGGACAGGUAUUUUACCAUCUUUUAUGCCCUUCAGUACCAUAACAUCAUGACGGUGAAGCGCGUAGGGGUCAUCAUUACAUGCAUCUGGGCUGCUUGCACAGUCUCAGGCAUUUUGUUCAUCAUUUAUUCUGACAGCAGUGUUGUCAUCAUCUGUCUUAUCAGUAUGUUCUUCACCAUGCUCAUUCUCAUGGCCUCCCUCUAUGUCCACAUGUUCAUGAUGGCCCGGAUGCAUAUCAAAAAGAUUGCGGUUCUUCCAGGAACUGGCCCUAUUCGCCAAGGGGCCAAUAUGAAAGGGGCCAUCACUCUCACCAUCCUGAUUGGAGUUUUUGUUGUGUGCUGGGCCCCAUUUUUCCUGCACCUGAUCUUCUACAUCUCCUGCCCCUACAACCCUUACUGUGUAUGCUUCAUGUCCCACUUUAACUUUUACCUCAUCCUCAUCAUGUGCAAUUCCAUCAUCGAUCCACUUAUCUAUGCAUUCCGGAGUCAGGAGCUCAGAAAAACAUUCAAGGAGAUUAUAUGCUGUUGUAGCUUGAGAGGGCUUUGUGAUUUGCCUGGCAAAUAUUAA
Rhea pennata is the source of this 996-nucleotide messenger RNA. It is a transcript of the gene MC4R, whose product is annotated as melanocortin 4 receptor. The coding region runs from base 1 to 996 and encodes 331 amino acids. Gene Ontology annotation, biological process: regulation of metabolic process; adenylate cyclase-activating G protein-coupled receptor signaling pathway. Lineage: Eukaryota; Metazoa; Chordata; Aves; Rheiformes; Rheidae. Gene Ontology annotation, molecular function: melanocyte-stimulating hormone receptor activity. The transcript has a single exon. Gene Ontology annotation, cellular component: plasma membrane; cytoplasm. The record is from RefSeq and is a predicted model, not a curated record.